AUGGAAGUAAAUAUUUUAGCAACGUUUUUCAUUGCUUCUGUGACGCUAAAAUUAGGUCAGAGUCAUAUUUUAUCUAUCGCACAUUAUGAUCUUGAUGAAGCUGUCACUGAAAAUCUACCUUGGACUGUGAUGAUAGUAAGGAAAUCAAAGUAUUCUGCAAUAUUAACUCCGGAAAAUUUUUAUUACGGCUCUUUGAUACAUCCAAAAGCUGUUCUGUUCAUAUCGAUCUUCCCAAAAAACAGCCAAUAUCGAGCUUACCAUAAAACUUUCAUCAUAAUUGGUGGUUGUCAAAAUUUUGAAAUAAAAGAUAAUAACGAUACUCUAGCAAAUAAUUGUCAAACAAGGGAAGUAGCGGAUACGCUAGAAGGAACAUAUCAUGGUUACACCAAUAAUUCUACUCAACAACAAUUCUUUUCUUUAAUUAUAUUAAAAACACAAUUUGAAUUAAACGAUAAAAUUAACGUUAUUGAGUUAGAAAGCUAUAGUUCAAAAAUCGAAAGUAAUUGUUUUAUACCGGUAUUCAAAAAUUUAUACAGUCAUGUCAACAACCGGACAGUAUCAACUAUUAGUUCAUAUGAUAUCAAAAUGAUACACGAUUCAGGAUGGAUAUAUUUAACAGAAAAAGGAUACUUUGUGGAUAGAAAGCAGAGAACUGAAUCAGUCCUCCCACAAGGACACACAUGGAGGUUUCAACAUCGAAUAGAAAGUCCAGUAAUAUGUCAACGUAUCUAUAAUCCCAAUAAAUAUACACAAAUUGGAGCUUUGAAUGUUUUUAUAAGUCCUCAAGAAGAAAAAAAAGCGCAAAUCUAUCAACAAUCAUAUUUCGAUGUUGCUCGAAUAUACGAUGUAAUUUAUAGAAAGUUGAACGAUUACUUUAAGCCAAUUAGCGGCUCAGAAGAAGAAAAAUUCACUAACGAAAAAAAUAAUUUUGGUGAUACUGCAUGUCCAAUAAACUGUAAGCGUCAUGAUCCGAAAAAAGUUAACGCAAAAAUAACAGUUAAAAUUAAUGGCAAUGUAAAAAAAUCUGAAAAUAUUGUUUUAGAACUAUAAGCAAUAUAUACUAAAGAAUAUUUGAAUAUUAGAGACCAAAAUACCGUACGUGAGUAAGGGUAAACUUAAAAUUAUAGAUUCAUAGAUAUAAAUGGGGUAUUCCACGCCAAAUCGACCACUUUUGACCCCGACCCCUUUCGAUUUGGCUGAAAGUUUUUCAUCGUUUUCUACCCUAUGAAAAACGUUUCUCGUAAUUUUUUCAAAUUUUUUUACCCACCCAAAAAAAAGUUAUUAAUUUUUCAAAAAAACGGCCUUUUUAUUUUCAAAUAGUUAUAACUUUUUCAAAAUUUGAC
Molecule: messenger RNA, 1343 nt
Organism: Microplitis mediator
Lineage: Eukaryota; Metazoa; Arthropoda; Insecta; Hymenoptera; Braconidae
Exons: 5
Coding region: 1-1050 (349 amino acids)
Source: RefSeq, a predicted model, not a curated record